AUGACGUCACCGAUCUAUUCUAUUAUACUUCGUCAUCAUCUGGUUGCGGGAGCUGUCCCGUGGUCUUCUUCCUAUGCGGAAGGAGAUAUCCUCAUCGCACUGGCCAUGCCCUCAUUACUGUCUGAAUAUGGCAAAAGGUUCGAGGACUGGAUGGUGGUGAUGUUCUACCAAUACGGCCUGGUAUUAGGAAAACAUCCUUUUUGGUUCCUAUGGGGUCCAUUAAUUUUCACCGCAUGCUGCACUCCGGGUCUAUUUUUUCUGAAAAUCAAUCUAGAUCUGUACAAACUUUUUGUCCGCUACGAGUUUGAACGAGGACAAGAAUUCAACAGGAUGCCGUCAGGUAACCUGUCGCUGGAGCCAGGAGCACUAAGGAAGCGCCACCAUCACAGGCGGCCACGUGACGAUGGUUUCGUCUAUGAAGACGUGGAAAUGGAACGUCUUCGUCGUGAUCUUGAAAUGAUGAUGGCCGCUCAACCGACAGACGAGCUGAACAUCACUCGAUUUCGACGCGAUGCAAAAAUGGAUCCUCACAAGGAAGAAGUGACGAAAAAACCGCACGCACAUAAGUCGAACGCGCCGAUGAAGAAUGACAUACUGCGAUUUUAUGUGGUACAUAAGAACUUUGAAAAUCUACUCCAGUCGAAAUAUCUGGGGCCUUUGUACGACUACACGAAUAAAAUGAUGAAAGUAACAGCCGAAUAUAAUGGCGAACAGUACUAUUUGGAGGAUUUCUGCAAAAAGGAUGCUGACCAAGUGGAGUGUGACAACCUGUUGAAUGUCUGGAUCAAACACGCAGAUGUACUAUUCAAAGAUGGCAAAGUGAAAACUAAUCCGAACCUUCAGCUUUCUUACCCCGUACUCUACCUAUUCAAUAGGCCAAAGGAUAUUGGAAACGUCAUUUAUGGCGUCGACGUUAAGGGAGAGAAAAACGAGAUCCAGGGCGCUAGAGUGCUCACUCUCCAUUGGUUUGUACAAUAUCCCGGAUCACCGGAAAACAAUGCAGCCUAUUACGCGUACAGAGAGGCGCUCAUGGACUUUUGGCACAAAGUCAUGGAGGAAACGGAACUGGAGUUUAUUCCACAUAAUGAAAAGGCUAUGGAUGACGAGAUGAUGAAAAUCAUUGAAACGACAGUACCGUUCGCUGUACCAGCCACCAUUAUGCUCAUGCUGUUCGUGGUGUUCUCCAACUGGAGUACUAAAAAAUACAUGUCGAAACCACUUGAGAUGUAUCUGGGUGUAUGGUCCGUAAUUCUGGCUUUGAUAUGUACAUUCGGUAUAUUCUUCUUUCUGGGUAUCGCGUUCAAUCCUGUGACGUCCACUAUGCCUUUUCUGGUCUUGGCCGUUGGCAUUGAUGACGAUUUCUUGAUGUUGGCUGCGUGGCGAGAACUGGACAGGCGCAUCCCGCUUCACCAAAAGGUGGCAUUAGUGAUGGCCGACGCUGGAGCAUCAAUUACUGUAACUUCCUUCACCAACUUCUUCUGCUUUGCUCUUGGGUACUACAUGUGUUCCACACCAGCUGUCGCUGAUUUCUGCUUGAUUACUGCUUGGGCUGUUCUGAUUGACUAUGUAAUGCAGAUCACUUUUUUCGCCGCAGUACUAUGCUAUUCUGGUCGUAAAGAGGACACUGGAGGGCUUUCAUCGUGCUGCUAUAAAACCGAGUCUCAAGAGGAAAAUGGCGCAGAUUCAGCGGCAAACAAAGUUGAAGAAAUUGAGAUCGACGUACAGCAUCACUCAAAAGCAGCUAAUUUACCAUAUAUGCACAAGUUCUUCGGUGAACGUUUUGCACCGUUCAUACUUCGCCGCGAUGUUCGUUUCAUUAGCUGGAUGUUAUUCAUCGUUUACACCUGUGUUUCACUCUAUGGAUGCUGCAUUCUCAAGGUUGACAUCAGUCCCGUGAAGUACAUCAGGGACAAUUCUCCAAUCCAGACAUUCGUCAAACUCGCUGACAAAUAUAUCUGGGCCGAUAACGUGAUGCCAUCCUUCCAUGUGAUGAACCCUCCUGAUCUGCGUGAUGCUGGCAAACGUGCAAAACUAAACGAGCUCGUCUAUCGAUUGGAACAUACUAAUUAUUCCAUUGGAAGGGUGUCGACGAAUUUCUGGAUGUGGCAAUACCAGCAGUAUCUCAACGAUUUCCCCGAUGUUGAUUACCAAAAGGACUUCUACAAUAGAAAAUAUUUGAAGAAUUUCUUUGAUCAGCUCGAUUACCAACAAUAUCGCAAUAAUGUAAAAUUCUUCAACAACGUUACCAACGGUGAACCAUGCAUCAGAGCGUUCACAUUUGAAACGUCUUUCUACGGUCUAGACAGUUGGGAUAAGCGACAAACUGAACUCUUCCGAUGGAGAGCGAUCUUGGACGAGUAUCCUGAAUUCGACUUGUUCCUUGCAAAUAUUUUCAGUCCAUUCCUCAUCGAUCAACGGCACACUAUUGCUCCAUCGUCAAUGCAAACCAUCGGAGCAGCGCUGGCCAUGAUGGCCCUCAUUUCAUUCUUCUUUUUGCCGGAUGCGCAGUCAGUCUUCCUCAUGACAUGGUCGCUGUUGUCCAUUUCAAUGGGUGUAUGUGGAGGAUUAGCAAUGCUCGGCUCUGAUCUCGAUUCCGUCAGUAUGGGAUGCAUCGUCAUGGCUAUCGGACUGGCUGUUGACUACUCUGUACAUAUUUGCUACCGUUAUCAUCGCUCCGAAUAUACGAAAUCGGCGGAAAAGGUCCGGGACACCUUGUGCUCAGUAGGCUGGCCGAUCACGCAGGCAGUGUCGUCAACUCUGUUCGGCCUUGCCACCACAGCGUUCGUCCCAGCUUACCUAGUCAGAGUGUUCUUCCAGACCGUAUAUUUAGUCAACUGUAUAGGUUUGACUCAUGCACUCGUUUGGUUGCCGCAACUGGUUGCAGCACUCGAUCCUUGCGAACGAGUACCGCUGAGGUUACGGUUGAAGAAGAAUUAG
Messenger RNA from Ostertagia ostertagi, 2937 nucleotides. Lineage: Eukaryota; Metazoa; Nematoda; Chromadorea; Rhabditida; Trichostrongylidae. The record is from the annotation of a GenBank genome assembly.